AUGAAGGGCCGAUUCUCGACGUUAGACAUCGAAGUGAUGUGCAAUGAAUUGAGACAAUCGCUGAUUGGGAUGAGAGUCUCGCAGAUCUAUUGCAUUGACAAUAAGACAUAUCUGUUUAAAGUGGCCAAAAGUGGUCAACAGAACCCGUCAUCCAGUGAUGAGUCGGCGAAACAAAUGCUUUUGAUUGAGUCCGGGAUCCGACUGCACACCACUCAAUACGAUUGGCCGAAGAAUAGCACUCCAAACGGAUUCACUAUGAAAUUGCGAAAACACCUGAAGAAUAAACGCAUCGAAGAGAUCACACAAUUAGGUGUCGACCGCGUCGUCGACCUCCGGUUCGGCGCAAACGAGGCCUCAUAUCACGUGAUUCUUGAGCUCUACGACAGGGGAAAUAUUGUGAUCACUGAUUACCAGUAUAUUAUCCUUAAUAUUCUUCGGCCCCGAAAACUGGGAACCGAUGAAGACGUGAAUCUUGUGGUGAAAGAGCGGUAUUGCAUCGAAAACGCCAAGACUUUGAAGGACUUCAAGACAUUAGUCGGAAAUGAUUUGCGAGAAGUGUUAGAGAAAGCAAAAGAUGGCGAAAACCUGCGGAAAGAGUUGAAACGAGUGUUAAAUCCGUACGUGUUUUACGGCACACAUCUAUUGGAGCACUCAUUCAUCGAAAUGGGUUUAAAACAGGAUUUAAAGCUCAAUAAAUCUGAAUUGGAUUUGAAUUCAAUCGAAAGGGCGCUUGAAUUGUGUCAAAAGACAAUGAAUGACAUCAAAGACAUGUCAAAGGGUUUUAUCAUUCAAAAGGAAGAGAAACGAAUCGGUGAACCAAACGCUUCGGUUAUCUCUUAUCUGGAAUUUCAUCCACUUUUGUUCAAUCAGUUUAAAGACAAUAAAGACCCGAAACAGAGUUAUGUGGAGAUCGAGUCCUUCGACAAAGCGGUCGAUAUGUUCUUCUCGAGUAUUGAGGGCCAGAAAAUUGACGCAAAAGCUCUGAAUCAGGAGAAGGAAGCGAUGAAAAAGUUGGAGAAAGUGAAGACCGAUCACAAGAAGCGCAUCGAAGCCCUCAACAAAAUACAAGAGGAAGACAUCCGAAAGGCGGCACUCAUUGAGAGCAACAACUUUCUGGUGGAGAACGCGUUGCUUGUGUUGAGGAGUGCUAUCGCUAACCAACUCUCGUGGGAAGACAUUCAGGAGAUGAUAGACAAUGCGAGGGCUGAAUCAGAUCUGAUCGCCAGUAGAAUAACAUCAUUGAAACUAAACAAAAAUCAUUUCACAAUGAGAUUGAAUGAUCCGUACGACGAAUCCAGUGAAGCAGCGCUCGUAGACAUUGAUAUCGAUUUGUCUGCGUUCGCAAACGCGAGGAAGUAUUACGACAGACGAAGGACUGCAGCCAUAAAAGAGCAAAAGACUGUUGAAAGCUCUGCAAAAGCGUACAAAAGUGCUGAACAUAAGGCCAUCAAAACAUUGAAAGAAGUUGCCGUCAAAACGAGUAUAACUAAAGCCCGAAAGAUUUUAUGGUUCGAAAAGUUUCUUUGGUUUAUUAGUUCCGAUAAUUAUAUAGUAAUCGCCGGAAGGGAUGCCCAACAAAACGAAUUGAUUGUUAAACGGUAUAUGAAAGCCAACGACCUGUACGUUCACGCGGACACUCACGGCGCCACUUCUGUGGUCAUUAAGAACAGUAACCCUUCGCUACCGAUUCCACCCAAGACUCUGAACGAAGCGGGAGAAGCGGCCAUCUGUUACAGCGCCGCGUGGGAGGCGAAGACCAUCACAAGUGCUUUUUGGGUUCACCCGAACCAAGUGUCCAAAACUGCUCCCUCUGGCGAGUACUUGACUGUCGGCUCGUUUAUGAUUAGAGGCAAAAAGAAUUACUUACCUCUCAGUCAUCUCAUUAUGGGAUUCGGUUUUGUCUUCAGAUUAGACGAAGAAAGCACUGAAAGACAUCGAAAUGAAAGGAAAAGAGCUCUUUCUAUGGAUAUGGACUCGAUUUCUACGGUCACUGAAAAUGGUUCCCAAUUGGAAGAGGAAGUAGUGAUGAGUGAAAGCGACUCCGAGAACGAAGGAACAGCUUUUCCCGACACUAAACCCAAACUCGAUAUACAGACCAAAGAGGAACCAAAAGAAGAAAAUGUUGAUUCAAAUGACGAAAACGAAACGCAAACUAUUGUUAAGUCAAAAGAGCCCAGAAUUAAACAAACGAAGCAUAAGUUGACUAAAAAUAAGAAGACAUCAAAAGAGGAGAAAAGCGAAACAAAUGCAUUGAAUGUAAGCGACAAAAAGCAACUAAAACGCGGACAGAAAUCAAAACUCAAGAAAAUCAAAGAGAAAUAUAAAGAUCAAGACGACGAGGAAAGGCAGUUACGAAUGGCAAUACUCGGACACACGAGUGCUCACAAAGACAUACAAAAUGAUAAAAAUGAUAACAAAGAGGAGGAAAACAAGACUAAUGACAAAACGGACGACAAAAUCGAUAUGAAGAAAGAGGUGAAAGACUUGUCAAAGAAACUGAAUGUACAACACAUUGAAACAGAACUUGAAGACAAAGUUAAAGACAACGACGAAGAGAUUAUUCUGGAAGAAGAAGAAGACGACGAAGAGGCGGAGGUGACUGUCCAACAAUCGGAUGACGUGAAAAUUAUUGACACAUUAACCGGCGUUCCUCUAACGGAGGAUCACCUGUUGUUUGCAAUACCAGUUUGCGGUCCCUAUACUGCUAUAAAUGGUUAUAAAUACAAAGUAAAAGUAAUGCCUGGAAGUAGUAAACGCGGAAAAGCGGCCAAAACUGCUCUUCAAUUGUUUUUAAGAGAGAAGACGGCGUCUCAAAGGGAAAGGGAUUUAUUGAAAGCUGUGAAAGAUCUCGACAUCUCUAAGAAUAUUCCGGCAAAAGUCAAAAUAACUGCUUUGAAUCUGAAUUCAGUAAAAGGCAAAAAGUAA
Messenger RNA from Medioppia subpectinata, 2925 nucleotides. The record is from the annotation of a GenBank genome assembly. Lineage: Eukaryota; Metazoa; Arthropoda; Arachnida; Sarcoptiformes; Oppiidae.